This is a messenger RNA of Cynara cardunculus var. scolymus (artichoke), 636 nucleotides long. RefSeq lists its product as uncharacterized. Lineage: Eukaryota; Viridiplantae; Streptophyta; Magnoliopsida; Asterales; Asteraceae. The coding region runs from base 1 to 636 and encodes 211 amino acids. The record is from RefSeq and is a predicted model, not a curated record. The transcript is spliced from 4 exons.
AUGGAGACUAUUCAUAGAAACUUUCGUGAAGUGCUACGAGCAAUGAUGAAAUUUGCAAAAGAAGUUAUACGACCGACAUCCUCUGAGGCAACACAAAACACAUCAGAACGUCAAAGAAACCUCAGACAAAUAUUUUCGGGGGCAAUGGGUGCAUUAGAUGGAACUCUCGUACAUGCAGUCGUGCCUGUUGAUCAACAAGCUCGUUAUAGAGGUAGAGGAAGAGGUGAAUGUUAUCAAAAUAUUUUAGGUAUUUGUGACUUUAAUAUGCUUUUCACGUUUGUUUGGGCUGGAUGGGAGGGUAUAGCACAUGAUGCUAGAGUGUUGAGAGAAGUUGCUUUUAGUCCAACCUCUGACUUUCCAUUUCCUCCACGAGAUAAAUAUUAUCUCUGUGAUGCUGCUUAUGCCAAUACUCGUGGUUUUAUGACUCCAUAUCGCAAUACGAGAUGCAAUAUCCACGAUCAGUUAUUCAUGGACUACGAAAACGACCCCAUGUUUAUUGCCGAGGGACAAGAAGAAAUCGAGGGAGGCGAUGAAGAUGACAUGGAUGGAAUGCUUUUUGGGACUCAAAACAAUCAAUAUAUGGCUAAUUUACGUUACCAGAUUGCAAAUCAGUUAAUGUUAAAUCCGUCAAAUUAA